This is a messenger RNA of Pyrus x bretschneideri (Chinese white pear), 1453 nucleotides long. RefSeq names its product lipid phosphate phosphatase 2-like. NCBI's taxonomy places the organism in Eukaryota, Viridiplantae, Streptophyta, Magnoliopsida, Rosales, Rosaceae. The coding region runs from base 170 to 1204 and encodes 344 amino acids. The record is from RefSeq and is a predicted model, not a curated record. The transcript is spliced from 8 exons. Gene Ontology annotation, biological process: phospholipid metabolic process. Gene Ontology annotation, molecular function: phosphatidate phosphatase activity.
UUUGAGAUGAACCGCCUUACAGUUUUUAGACAAAUACGAAGUUUUCCACCGCCCAUGCAACUCAAUACCGCCACUGUCACUACGGCGUUCGCAUUUCAUCCCUCGAGAAUAAAUUCUGAAACCAGAAACAGUUGGUAUUGUAUCGUAGCUCUUGGUUAAGGUUCGUACAAUGCCUUGGUGGGAUCUUGGAUUGCUUUCUCGUCUCAAAAACUUGAGUGGCGUCGUCUUUCAGCAGAACAAAAUACAGGAAGUUCAGCAUAGUUCGCAUACUGUAAGGUCCCAUGGAGUGACAGUUGCAAGGACACACAUGCAUGAUUGGGUGAUACUGAUGCUUCUUGGGUUGAUAGAGGUCAUCCUUUAUGUGAUUCAUCCAUUUUAUCGCUUCGUAGGAAAAGAUAUGAUGACUGAUCUGAAAUAUCCCUUGAAAAGUGUCACAGUACCUUUUUGGGCUGUCCCUAUGUAUGCAGUUGCACUGCCCAUAGCAAUUUUUGUUGUUGUCUAUUUCCGCAGGAGAGAUGUCUAUGACCUUCACCAUGCCAUACUAGGUCUAUUGUUCUCUGUUCUGAUAACAGGGGUUCUUACAGAUGCUAUAAAAGAUGCAGUUGGUCGACCCCGACCAGACUUCUUUUGGCGCUGUUUUCCAGAUGGGAAGGAUGUGUAUGAUAAAUGGGGAAAUGUUGUAUGCCAUGGUGUGAAGAGUGUUAUAAAGGAGGGGCACAAGAGUUUUCCAAGUGGCCAUACUUCAUGGUCCUUUGCUGGUCUUGGAUUUCUCUCACUGUAUUUGUCAGGAAAAAUACAAGUAUUUGAUCGCAAAGGCCAUGCUGCAAAACUUUGCAUUGUUAUUCUUCCACUACUUGUUGCAUCACUUGUCGGAGUUUCUCUAGUAGAUGACUACUGGCACCACUGGCAAGACGUGUUUGCUGGAGGUCUCCUAGGCCUUACGGUUGCCACCUUUUGCUAUUUGAAGUUCUUUCCACCCCCAUACCAUGCCCAAGGUUGGGGCCCUUAUGCUUACUUCCAAGUGUUGGAGGAGAUGCGUUCGGGGGCACAAGUAACCAGCACAAUAAAUGGGAGCAACGUGCAGGUCACAGAGGCUCGGGUUGAGAAUCAAGUAGACGAAACAAGUAACCAUGGAUGUAUGGGGUUAACAUUAGCACGUGGUUCUGGUUCAGCAUUGGAAGAUUUAGAAUCUGGGAGGAAAUAGUUUUGUGCAUUUGUUUAGAGCUCGUGAUGGAUCCUGCCGAUGUACCUAUAUGUAGAGAAAUGCCACAGCUUAAACCGAUAGGAACAGUACCUUCGCUUCCAAGUUUGUUUAUACAGAAUCGUGUGGUUUCUGCUUAUAUUGUAUGUGCCCCAGCCGACAGGCACGAUCAGUGGAUUAAAUGUUUAUCGUUUAGCAGAGGUUGUCCAUCUGAAAUGGCUUCAAAAUCAAUGAAGUUUCGUUUACGGUUGA